AUGAGCUCCGAGGACACAGCAGCCUCCAGCAAAGCGUCCCCGCCGGAGGACGAUGGCAUGACGUGGUGGUACCGGUGGCUUUGCAAAAUUGCUGGUGUGCUGGGAGGAAUAUCAUGUGCCAUUGCGGGAGUGUGGAACUGUGUCACUGUGAACCCUUUAAACAUCGCUGCUGGAGUGUGGAUGGUAUUGAACGCCUUCGUAUUGUUCCUGUGCGAGGUGCCCUUCUGCUGCCAGUUCAUUGAGUUCGCCAACGCUGUGGCAGCCCGCGCCGACCGCUUCCAACCCUGGCAGAAAGCAUUCUUCUACUGCGGAAUGGCACUAUUUCCCAUAUUCCUGAGUUUCACCUUCACCACACUGUUCGGGAACGCCAUCGCCUUCGCCACUGGGGUCCUCUAUGGCCUUGCUUCUUUAGGGAAAAAGGGGGACGCUGUGACGUACGCCCGGCUGCAGCAUCAUAAACAGAGCGACGAGGAGAGAAUGACCGGCACCACCGAGUAA
Nerophis lumbriciformis (worm pipefish) is the source of this 498-nucleotide messenger RNA. Lineage: Eukaryota; Metazoa; Chordata; Actinopteri; Syngnathiformes; Syngnathidae. The record is from RefSeq and is a predicted model, not a curated record.